Colius striatus (speckled mousebird) is the source of this 1706-nucleotide messenger RNA. It is a transcript of the gene OMG, whose product is annotated as oligodendrocyte myelin glycoprotein. Lineage: Eukaryota; Metazoa; Chordata; Aves; Coliiformes; Coliidae. The coding region runs from base 375 to 1706 and encodes 443 amino acids. The record is from RefSeq and is a predicted model, not a curated record. Gene Ontology annotation, molecular function: protein binding. Gene Ontology annotation, biological process: neuron projection regeneration. The transcript is spliced from 2 exons.
UUUAAAUGGAACCAUAGCUGAAGCUAAAACAGCCUACAGAAAUUCCCCUCGGCACUGUUUACGUAGGCAACCUUACGUGUUCCCUUCUGAGGCACUAACACAGCAUAAAAUACAGAUAGGGAGCAGCCAGCUGAGUCAAAGUACAAAACCCAACUCUUUACUGAAUAUGUUCAGUUGCAAUAAAUUUGAGUCAGCAGCAGCGACAGCUCUGCAGUCCUCCAGAUCAGGUGGUUGCAGAGCCCCAGCUAGCAGCAAUACGAUGCAGCUGAAGAGGCAAGCACAAUCCACAGACAGCAACUGGAGCUACUCUCCAGAACAAGACGACCUCUAAGCCGAAACCUUCCACAGCAAGGAUGUGCUGAUGCUGCCGGGAGAUGACGGCAACAAUGGAAUACCAGAUAUUGAAUACAUCUACCUGUCUGCUGGUCCUUCUGUUUUGCAUACCCACUGCUUUGGGUAUCUGUCCUUCUAACUGUACAUGCUCAGGAAACGACAGGAAUGUGGACUGUUCAGGCAGAAACUUAACUGUACUGCCCCAUGCACUGCAAGACAACAUUACAUACUUAAAUCUGUCCUUUAACCAGUUUGUAGAUCUUGAUCAUCAGCUCACAAGAUUCACCAAUUUGAGGACCCUUGAUAUUUCAAAUAAUUGGCUCAAGAACGUUCCUGCUCAUCUGCCCAAGUCCUUGUGGGAAUUAUAUGCCAUAAACAACAACAUCAAAGUCCUACAGAAGCUCGAUACAGCUUACCAGUGGAAUCUCAAAGUGCUCGAUGUUUCCAGGAAUAUGGUGGAAAGAGCUGUUCUGAUCAACAACACGCUCAGCAGCCUCAAGUUUCUCAAUCUCAGCAGCAACAAGCUUUGGACAGUUCCCACCAAUAUGCCCUACAACAUAGAGACAGUGGAUCUAUCCAACAACUUUUUGUCUCAGAUACUUCCAGGAACACUGGUGAGACUACAUCACCUUACGAGCCUCUACCUGCACAACAACAAGUUCACAUACAUUCCUGACAAAGCUUUUGAUCAGCUCUUUCAGCUGCAAGUGGUCACACUACACAACAACCCGUGGUCCUGCAGCGACAAACAGCACAUCCAGUACCUGCUGAACUGGGUGCAGGGCACUGCUGCCACUGUCACAGGGGCUCCCUGUGCUAACCAGUCUGAGCUCUGGAUCAACGCCACACCAACUGCAGCUAUGGACUCUGGCCUCAUGAUCAAGGGAAUGAAGGCGGCUGACAAAGCCACUGAACCGAGCAAAGUGACCAAAAUGCAUAAACAAUUUAAGGGUAAGGAAGGGGCUCCCCUGGGGACCUCAGGCCAAACCGUCCUGUUCACGAGCACGGACCGACCGCUGCUUCUCUACCCAGAAGACCUGACAACUCCAAAGGUGAGUUCUCAAGAAGCAGCAGCCACACACACCAUCCACAUCAAAGAUUCAACUGAGGCGAGCUCAAGCCUGACUCAUUCAACAGGACCAUCCACCACCCCUAUGACUUUAAGCAUCACCAGUGGAAUCCCAACCAACUACUCCAGAAGGCCUCAGAGCACAACUGCUACCUUGAGGAAAGAGGAAUCCACGACAAACACUUUGAAUACUCGUGUGCCCUCCACAGCAAGUGUCUGUGACGUGUAUUUGGUUUAUGUUGUAAUGCUUAACGCAGUGGCAACGUUUCUUGUCCAAGGGCUUGUAGCAUGUGAAAGUUCCUGA